UCAACUGCUGUCAUUUUGCCUUACUAGGCUGCUAUGACGGCACUAUGGAACUUGUCGAACUUCACGAUCAUCCCGAGUACAUAAACGCUUGCUGCGAGAUCUUGAACAACCAAUGGAAACGCAGUCAUGCUGCUCGGUACCGAAGCCUCAGCAAAUCCAGCAGCGAUUUGCCCGUCUCGCUGGCAUUGAUCAGGCAUCGAGAGGGCCUGGAUGGCCAAGUGAUUGGCCAUGCCAAGCUCUGUCGCGUGCUGCACAACGAUGAAGCCUGUUUUGUCGAAUCUGUGUUAGUUAUUCCAGAGGAAAGAGGAAAAGGUUUCGGGAAGCUAGUCAUGAAGCUCACCGAAGAUUAUGCUCGCAAGAAAGGCUUCACGAGGUGCUACCUGUCAACACACGACAAGGAACGCUUCUACGAGGCUAUUGGAUACACGAGCUGCCCUCCUGUUUGUGGGAUUUCAGGCACAGGGGGCCACAUGGAACGGUUUGUCAGGCUCUUCGACGGCAAACCAAACGAACCACCUACCAAAGACAAAUCGUUCGGCGACAACCGUUCACAAAAAGUCGACUGCUCAGAGCCGUCGGGACAGCUGCCACUGCCGCCACCUCCUCCCCCGCCACCGCGGCCUUCAUCACAGCAGAAAGCGAAUGUGACCGAUCAGGUGUGGAUGAUGAAACAGCUGUGAAAAAAUACUUUGGGAGGUCAAGUGAACUUUGUUAUGUUAAAGGUGUUCGCGAUCAAUUUCAAUGCAUUUUAUUUUCGGGCACCAGUGAAGCCUCACUGAAAAGAAUCUACAUGCGCCAGUAGUUGCUCCGACAAAUGCGCGCAGGCUCGCCAAUCGUGGGGACAUCCUGGAGCAAUUUGUUCAAUAAAUUGGAGGCUUCGCUUCUGUACUGCAAAUCAUUCCAAAAAGCAACAAGAAAGGGGCACUAAGAUGCAACAGUAGACCAGUUUAAAUGGAAAAAAAUAUGUUCGAGAACUUUAGUGUUAAAUUUGCGAUCACAGAAUCAUUAUCUGAAGAGAAAAAUUUUCGUUGCUCAGACGAAUGUGUGCAAACUCGCCAAUGAAGUUCUGGAGCAAUUUGUAUCAAUAAAAUCGAUGCUUUGCUCAAGUAAUGAUGAUUCUAAAAAACAAUAAAGCGACGCUGAAAUGAAACAGUAGACCAGUGUAAACUGUUAAAUUGUUAAUCGAGAACUGUAUUGGUAAUUUUGCGAUCAAAGGUUCACUACUUGGAGUGAAAACGCUUCAUGAAUUUUUGCACUUGAAUGGAAUUCUGCACCUGAAUGUCUGUGUGCUAUGUCAUAGAUUUUUCCUAAAUGCUUUUUUUUGUAUUUUGGCCUCAUCAACUCAAUAUUGCCUGAAACUUGUCAUACUAGGUCUCUGGCUACCUUAGAACACAAUGUGAUUAAUUUUUGACGAUAAACAAUCAUGUAGACCAUACCAGACACGGUCAAAAUCUACGAUGGCACAGAGAGAUGGUAUGGGAACCUCAAGGCAGCAUGCGCCACCUGCAUUUUUUUUUCUGAGUUAUCUCGCUUAUCAAGUGCCUCUUCAUGGCAGGAGUGGCGUUUUCAUAUUGUGGAAGUGUAAUUUGCUAAUACGAGCAAACCUGUCUGUGUUUGGCGUACCUUUAAGUGGUAGUGGUAUUCACACAUACACCUUAGUAUACCUCCCUCACCUGUGC
Rhipicephalus sanguineus (brown dog tick) is the source of this 1679-nucleotide messenger RNA. RefSeq names its product N-alpha-acetyltransferase 80 (gene Naa80). The record is from RefSeq and is a predicted model, not a curated record. Gene Ontology annotation, biological process: protein acetylation. Bases 45 to 680 code for a protein of 211 amino acids. Gene Ontology annotation, molecular function: N-acetyltransferase activity; acetyl-CoA binding. NCBI's taxonomy places the organism in Eukaryota, Metazoa, Arthropoda, Arachnida, Ixodida, Ixodidae. Gene Ontology annotation, cellular component: cytoplasm. The transcript is spliced from 5 exons.